GUCAGGAAGAUACAGCGAUUUGUAAACAUGGCUGUUGAGGGGAACAGCGUGGCCCUACCGCAGUUUCUUAAGAAAAUAGAACUGAUAAAACAGGGUGCAGAAGCUCGUGUAUAUCGAGGGUCAUUUUUGGGCAAGCCAACCAUUGUAAAAGAAAGGUUUCCGAAAUUGUAUAGACACCCGUUGUUGGAUGAAAAACUCACACAUCGCAGAACCGUGCAAGAGGUGCGCUCAAUACUUCGCUGUCGAAAAGCUGGCAUAUCUGCACCAGUCGUCUACUUUGUAGACUACACCUCCCACUGCAUCUUCCUUGAAGACAUCGUCGGCUCCAUCACCGUACGAGACCACAUCGCCUCCACUCCGCUCUCCUCUGCCCAGAAACUCCCAGAGGAACGCCUGGACCAGCUCGCUAAGAAGAUGGGUCAGAUUCUGGCCAAAAUGCACGAUGAGGACGUUGUCCAUGGAGACUUGACCACUUCCAACAUGCUGUUGAAGGCGGGCACUGAGAGCGGAGAGACGGAGCUGGUCCUCAUUGACUUUGGCCUGAGCUACAUAUCAGCGCUGCCCGAGGACAAGGGAGUGGAUAUGUACGUGCUGGAGAAAGCUUUCCUCAGCACCCACCCCAACACUGAGGCUCUGUUCGAGAAGCUGCUGAAGGCCUACGCAGCCUCAUCCAAGAAGUCCCACGCUGUCAUCAAAAAGCUUGACGAAGUUCGGUUGAGAGGGCGAAAGAGGUCGAUGGUCGGUUGAGGGGGAGAAAGAGGCCAUUGGUCGGUUGAGGGGGAGAAAGAGGCCAUUGGUCGGUUGAGGGGGAGAAAGAGGCCAUUGGUCGGUUGAGGGGGAGAAA
Oncorhynchus kisutch (coho salmon) is the source of this 844-nucleotide messenger RNA. RefSeq names its product EKC/KEOPS complex subunit TP53RK. The transcript is spliced from 2 exons. Gene Ontology annotation, biological process: protein phosphorylation. Gene Ontology annotation, molecular function: ATP binding; protein serine/threonine kinase activity. The record is from RefSeq and is a predicted model, not a curated record. NCBI's taxonomy places the organism in Eukaryota, Metazoa, Chordata, Actinopteri, Salmoniformes, Salmonidae. The coding region runs from base 28 to 747 and encodes 239 amino acids. Gene Ontology annotation, cellular component: EKC/KEOPS complex; cytosol; nucleus.